AUGAAUUUGUUAAUGCGAAGAACUGAGAGAGUGCAGGAAAAGCUCGAAACCAUAGUGCAGCUGGAACGGCUAUCACGGACACCGUUUGAAGUAACCAGAGAGCACUUCACUUGCAGUAUAUGUUAUGAAAUCUUUAAUAAUGCGGCAAACGUGAAUCCCUGCAACCAUGUAUUCUGCCGCAGUUGCAUCUUAACAUGGGUAGCUGCACACCCACUCGUGCCUACUUGUCCAGAGUGUCGCGCUCCAAUCCGGGGUGUGAAAACAAGUGCGCUGAUCAACUCGUUCGUUUCUAAUGUUCAGCCUUGUUGGUCAGAAAGAUCUAGAAUACUCGAAAGCAUAAAUCCUGUGGUCGGAUCGCUGAGAGAGAUUCUUCAAACAAUGCGUGAGGUCGCUCCCCGUGUUUCUGGAUGCAUGUCUGAUGGUUGCGCAGGGUGA
Messenger RNA from Ostertagia ostertagi, 435 nucleotides. The record is from the annotation of a GenBank genome assembly. NCBI's taxonomy places the organism in Eukaryota, Metazoa, Nematoda, Chromadorea, Rhabditida, Trichostrongylidae.